Molecule: messenger RNA, 444 nt
Organism: Pygocentrus nattereri (red-bellied piranha)
Lineage: Eukaryota; Metazoa; Chordata; Actinopteri; Characiformes; Serrasalmidae
Product: cytochrome c oxidase subunit 8B, mitochondrial
Exons: 2
Coding region: 140-349 (69 amino acids)
Biological process (GO): mitochondrial electron transport, cytochrome c to oxygen
Cellular component (GO): mitochondrion
Source: RefSeq, a predicted model, not a curated record
CCGAGUCUCAGCGCCAGACCGCACUUACGCAGUGAGGCAGUAAACAGCAGGUGGACGCAGAGAGACGCACACAGAGUCCAGAGUCCAGAAGCUCCACCAGCUCGGAAUUCCUCACUCAGACAGGGAGAACAGGAGAACCAUGCCGCUGUGGAGUCGCUCGCUGAACCUCCUCAGAGCUCCUCUGAGGCAGAACUUCGUCCCCCCCAGAGCUCAGAUCUCCGUCAAACCGGCCAAACACCACCUUUCCGCCGCGGAGCAGACCUUUGCUAUGGUUGUGAUGUUUGCGACCAUCCUGGUCCCAUCCGGGUGGAUCCUGGCAAAUCUGGAGAACUACAAGAAACGUCCCUGAGUGACCGCUCGUGCUGACCGUCCUGUUGUCUGCAUUCCUCUCCAGCCUGUUUAAUUUCUGAUUAAUAAAUGAUUUAAUUUACUAAACUACAGAAA